Molecule: messenger RNA, 3753 nt
Organism: Anneissia japonica
Lineage: Eukaryota; Metazoa; Echinodermata; Crinoidea; Comatulida; Comatulidae
Product: T-complex protein 1 subunit zeta-like
Exons: 11
Coding region: 122-1714 (530 amino acids)
Biological process (GO): protein folding
Cellular component (GO): chaperonin-containing T-complex
Molecular function (GO): ATP hydrolysis activity; ATP binding; ATP-dependent protein folding chaperone
Source: RefSeq, a predicted model, not a curated record
ACACUGUGUUGGAGCGACUCACGUUUUUCACUUUGCUAUUACCUCUCGAACGUUCCAUCGAAAGUAGGCUUAGCUAGCAGUUUAACUACUAACAAUAAUACUAAGACCUGAAGCUGCUAAAAUGUCGAUUCAGACACUGAACCCAAAGGCUGAAGUAGCUAGAGCAGCACAAGCUCUUGCAGUAAAUAUGAGUGCUGCAAGAGGACUCCAAGAUGUAUUGAAGACAAAUCUUGGUCCAAAGGGAACCAUUAAAAUGUUGGUUUCUGGUAGUGGUGACAUUAAGCUGACUAAGGAUGGUAAUGUUCUUCUUCACGAGAUGCAAAUUCAACAUCCUACAGCAUCACUGAUUGCAAAAGUAGCAACUGCUCAGGACGAUAUCACAGGCGAUGGCACCACAUCAAAUGUACUCAUUAUAGGGGAACUAUUAAAGCAAGCAGAUUUGUACAUUUCAGAGGGUUUGCAUCCUCGCCUUAUCACAGAAGGCUUUGAUUUUGCCAAAGCAAAAGCUCUUGAAGUCCUUGAAAAGGUAAAAGUUACACGUGAUAUUGAUAGAGAGACCUUAAUCAAUUUGGCAAAGACGUCACUCAGAACCAAAGUACAUGCUGAACUUGCAGAUAUUCUCACAGAGGUUGUUGUAGAUGCAGUGUUAGCUAUCAGAAAGGAAGGUGAGCCUAUAGAUCUUCACAUGGUUGAAAUAAUGGAGAUGCAGCACAAGGCAGACACAGACACAACUCUAGUGCGAGGGCUAGUAAUGGAUCAUGGCGCCCGUCAUCCAGACAUGAAGAAACGUGUAACUGAUGCUUAUAUAUUUACUUGUAAUAUAUCAAUGGAGUAUGAAAAAAGUGAAGUCAAUGCUGGAUUUUUCUACAAGUCUGCAGAAGAGAGAGAAAAGCUGGUACAAGCUGAACGAAGUUACACUGAUCAGAAAGUGCAAAAGGUGAUCGAGUUCAAGCGAUCUGUUUGUGAAGGGACUGAGAAAUCAUUUGUAAUCAUCAACCAAAAGGGCAUUGACCCACUGUCAUUAGAUAUGCUUGCCAAGGAGGGAAUUGUAGCUCUGAGAAGGGCCAAGAGAAGAAACAUGGAAAGAUUGACUUUAGCUUGUGGAGGCACUGCUACAAACUCUGUGGAAGGGCUUACUAAGGAUUGUCUGGGCCAUGCUGGACUAGUAUAUGAACAUGUACUUGGUGAGGAUAAGUACACAUUUGUUGAAGAGUGUGCAAAUCCUCAAUCUGUUACAAUUUUGAUUAAAGGUCCAAAUAAGCACACGCUAACUCAGGUGAAGGAUGCAAUUCAUGAUGGUUUGAGAGCUGUAAAGAAUGCCAUCGAGGAUGGGUCAGUUGUCCCUGGAGCUGGAGCAUUUGAAAUCGUUGUUCAUGAUGCUCUUGUGAAGUACAAGGAUUCUGUGAAAGGCCGUGCUAAGUUAGGAGUUCAAGCCUAUGCAGAUGCACUGCUUGUUGUACCCAAGGUCUUGGCUCAAAACUCUGGGUUUGACCCCCAAGAAACAAUGGUGAAACUACAGGAAGAGUAUGCUGAAGCUGGACAACCUGUAGGGGUUGAUAUUAGUUCAGGUGAAGCCCUGGUAGCUGCAGAUGCUGGUAUAUGGGAUAACUAUUGUGUCAAGAAACAAAUUUUGCAUUCCUGUACUGUGAUUGCCAGUAAUCUUCUCUUAGUAGAUGAAAUAAUGCGAGCUGGUCUGUCUUCGCUGAAAGGAUAAACUUUAAGCAUGUUGACUUGAUGUUCAACAGCAAUUGCUGGAAGCGUGUUAUUUGUAUUGAGUGUAUUAAGCUUGGCAAUGGUUAGCUAUUUGAAUUUAGCCUCUGAAAGAUAUUACAGUAUCUAUUGCGAGACAAUCGGAGCAAAAAUUAGAUUUUAUCAAAUCUAACAAACUAAAAAUGCAGAAACUGUCAUGUAGUCUCCAUUGACUUACCAUGAAGACAUGAACAAGUAGUUACACAAGCAAAUAUCUAAAUCGUUUGGCUCAUUCUAAAAUAAUUUAAAUAAAAAUGUAUUCAAAACAUUUUUGAAGAUCCAGAUAUUUUCCUCUUAAGCUCUGGUCCUCACUAUCACAUUUUAUGUGACAAACUUUGUGAUGUGCCCAUAUAUGGGCAUAUCACAUUUUAUGUGACAACCUUUGUGAUGAUGGGCAUAUCACAUUUUAUGUGACAAACUUUGUGAUGUGCCCAUAUAUGGGCAUGUUACAUUUUCUUGUCACAUAAAAUUUGAUAGUGUUACACUAAUAUUUAGAUCAGUUCACACUAUCAAAUUGUGACAAAUACCUGUGAUUUUGCCAUGGUUGUGGUAUGACAUCACCAUUUCCAUAUAUAGGAAAGUCGCAGAUGUCUGUCACAGAAAUCUUGAUAGUUUAGACUGAGCAUUAGAAGCUCCAAUAUUAUUCUGAAAUAAUUUUCAAUUUUAUUGAACUGAGUAUUAUAGAUUUCUUGUAUUGUUUCUUCACAUUCUGAAAGGCUUGGUUAUGCAUUCACCUCAAAUCGGAACCAUAAUUUCAGACUGCCUUUCCAGUGUGCUGAGCACCAGCAUUCCCAUUCUUACAUACUGAUCCAGUUUUUUUUUUUAUCAUUUUCCGAUCCGAAAAAUUGAAUUUGGUGUGAAUGCACCAUGAUGCAUAUAUAGCUUUGUUAUCUAAUGUAUGAUAAGAUAUUUUCAUUAUCAUACAUUAGAUAACAAGUUACAAAUGUAUGUAUGAUAAUAUUGUAUUCUCAACAUUAUUCAAUGAAAGCACACAAUUAGACUAGCAAUUCUUAGCAGUAAGUAAAGAAUAAUGUAUCAUUAAAAAAGAGAAUUCAUAUAACAUACCUUAUAUGGGAGCUCCACAGGUACCAAAAAUGAAUAUUUAUUUUCUGUGCUAGCAUGGAAUUAAGACAUCAAGUUAAUUUUGUGUUAGCAUCAUUUGUAAAAACCAAACUUAAAACUGAAAUAAAAAAGUAAAAUUAAUAAGACAAUAUCCAACACAAUCUUUUAUUAUUCUGCUGCUAAGCGAGAAUGCUAAUUAGUGGAAAAUGACAUCACUUUGUUUCAUACAAACAUGGAAUUAUUAAUAGGUCCAUGAUAGCAACAUAGGAGGCUACAUAGCCUUAAAUGAGGCAUCAUCUGAAUAAGAAUCUAAUACAUUGUUAGGAGACUCCUUAUAAUUUCAAAGACCUCCGUAAGUGUGUAUGAAGAUCUGUCCACACUAUCAAAUUUUAUGUGACAAAUUUGUGUGCUGUGCCCAUAUAUGGGCAUGAUGAUGUCAUAUUACACCCAAAUAUGGGAAAUAUUUGUCAAGUGUGGUAGUGUGGACAGAGCUUAAAGCGUCAUUGUAAUCCUUCUGUUGCAGAGUUUUUCAGUUCAGGCACUAUUGGGCCUAAAAAAAAAAUUGUUUGUUUGCCCUCCAGCUCCCGCCCCAGCUCACGGAAAAAUAAAGGCGGUGUGUCUUUAAAAAAAAAAAAUUUGUUUUCGAUGUUUUGUUAAAUUUUAAAAAAUGAUCCAUUUUGCAAUGAAAGUUGUCUAAAUUUGGUGUUUGAUAUAAGGUGUCACCAUUCUAGGCCUAAAUCCAUUACCCCUCCUAUACAAUUUUCAGCAUUAAAGGGCAAUCAAACAAUAUAAUUUUUUAGGCCUAGUAUGGUUUGAGUAGUUGUGAAAGUGUGCAUAAUAAAUCUUUAUAGGUUUACUCUUUACCAAUUAGUGUUGUAAGAGUGUUAAGUUAGCAAUGGAUUCUUUUUGUAUUAUUGUACAAAUAAAUUGGCUUCAAGUGCA